UUUUAUUAAAGAGGGAGACGGAGAUUGUACGUUUUAUGUUUAUUGCUCAACCGGGAGAUGUUUUAUGUUGUGUUUAUCACACACGAUACACUCACUCACUAACACACGUCACACAUUUAACUACCCUCUACAUCCGUAUCCGUAUAUAUAUUUACGGCUUCUUCUUUCUAAAACUGAUUUUAUUUUUUUCGAAAACCACCCCAAAAUUUUAAUCGAAUAAGCACAAAUUAGGGUUUGCUUCGCGCCGUCUAAUCUGCGUUGCGCCACCACCCCGCGGCCGUCAGCCAGGUUUAGAAACUUUGGUCGACCUUCAAGUUCGUAGAGAGUAGAGAACUACGAUUUCUAUGGAAAAAGUUAGUGAAGAUGCUAACCUCGAAUUUAAGUGGCUUACGAAGAGAGGUGUUGGUGGGAAAAAUAGAAAGGUUCAAUUUUAUGAAUCUUUCAUAUAUGAUGGAGUGAAGUACUCAUUAUAUGAUUGUGUGUAUAUGUACAAAGAAGGCAUAGAAGAGCCUUUUAUUGGCAUGUUGACGAAAAUAUGGGAGUGUCCAGACAAGUCAAAGAAAGUUAAAGUCCAUUGGUUUUUCCGGCCGGAGGAGAUAUCCACGUGGCUUGGAGAGACCAAGACCCUCGAAAAUGAAAUUCUUUUUGCAUCCGGUGAAGGUGUUGGUUUGGCAAAUAUGAAUCCUUUGGAAGCAAUUGCUGGUCCAUGUAAUGUUGUUUGCAUCUCGAAAGACAAUAGGAACCCUCAACCAUCAGAUGAUGAACUUAAAGCGGCCGACUUCAUAUUCUAUCGUACAUUUGAUGUUCAAAGCUGUACUAUAUUGGAUAAGAUGGACAAUGCAGUUGGUGGGAUUGACAUUAAAUAUGUCUUUAACCGAAAGGAUGGUGAAAGUAUCAGCCCUUCCCCUGAUGGUACCUCUGACAGGAAGGAGGAAAACCCAAAUACUACUAUCCCUAAUGAUCAAAAUCAGUCUUUAACAGUAACCAUAUCUAACAAGCUUAAGGGGGCUGCAAAAGAUGAAUCUCAAGACAAAGAUAAUCCAAGCGUGUUGAAAAGGAACAUGACCCUUACAGAGUAUGAUAAAUUACAAGAUCGUCCCUUGAAGAAACUUAAGCCCGAUGAUAAAAAGUUACCCGAGGAAAAACAUGCUGAACUCAAAGUUGCUCAAGAAUCUGAGAGAUUGGUGGACAUGCCCUCCAAGAAAUCCAAGCUUGUGAAUUCUAUCAAACUACCGGUUGAUGGUAAAUCAAAACUUGAAGAUAAGUCAUCGCCCACUGUUAAUAAUUUAAAAUCUGCGAGAACAUCCGGCACAAAUUCAGAGAUUGGUAAAACUGAUAUGGCUGAUAAUGUGGAAGCUAAUGAGAGAAACAAGACUCCUACAGGAUCUGAUAAAUUACCUGAUCGCCCCUUUAAGAAACUUAAAUCUGAUGAUGAAAAGCCACCGGAGAAACAUGUUGAAGUUGAAGUUCCUAGGGACCCUGAGAGAUUAAUGGAUACAUCCUCCAAGAAAUCCAACGUUGAUAGUAAGUUCAGACAUGAAGACAAGCUACCAGCUGAUGUUAAUUUGAAAGCUACCAGAAUAGCUGGCACAACUGAAGUCCAAAAGAAUGGCAAGACUUCAGUAAAAGUGGCCGAUGAUAUAGAAUGCAGUAUAUUAAAGAAAACAAGAGAUGAUUGUGCUCCAAAAAUGACAGAUAUUAAGAAGGGGAUUAAUACCAAUGGCAGUAACAGGAAAGAUUUGGUACCAAAAGUUGGAUCUUCUAAAGGAAAAACAAAAUUGGAACCGGUUUUGGAAUCUCGUGGGACUAACAAGGAACCUAAAGAGGACCAGUCUGGUGACGGUGAAAGUAAACGGAAGCUAUCGAUGACCAAAUCUUUCAAGGUGCCUAAUCCAUCCACUGAUAGAAAUAAGCAAAGCGCUCACCAGGAAUUCGAAUGUGGUCCAAAGCCAAAUGUUGAAUCAAGCUGGUUUAAGAGACUUCCUUGGGAAGAUAGAUUGAAGAAUGCAUAUGAUCAAGGAACAGCGAUCCUUCUCCACAAUGUGGACCCAAGUUAUACCUCAGAGGAAGUCGAGGAUAUUAUUUGGCAUGCUUUUACGGAAAAGUGUGAAGCAAAGGUUCUACAGCGCACUGCAGUAUCUAGCCAACAUUAUGCUCAAGCUCUUAUUUUACUAAGGACAAAAGAAGUUGCACAGAAGGUCCUUAGAAAAUUGGAUGAAGAUUGCUUGAUGUUAGUAACAUAUGGAAGGCCUCUUGUCGGUACCCGUUGUCCUCCUCUAUCAACAAAGAAAAAUUCUAAAUUUUUUGGCCACCUUGUCGUUGAUAAGGCUAGAAUCCAAAAUAAUCGCGAGAUGGAUGAAGCUGUAUCGACCUCACAUUUUUCACAGCCAAAUACUAUUGAAUAUGACAUGGCCAUGGAAUGGUCUUUACUACAAUCAAGGUCCAAGAAGUGUUGGAAUGCAUUUCACAAGCAACAAGAAGGUGAGUUGAAAAAACAGUUGUCCGACCUUAAACGAAAAUGAGAAUAAAGCUUCAUAGACUGGCUGCCAAGGAAGAGUGUUUUUGUCAAUAGUUCUCACCAACGUUGCAGUCUUGCCUGAAAUUCCUUGGUGGUGGUCCAUUGGCACGGACUUGUGCCUCAGUGUGUAGAGGUCGCAAGUUCUAUCCUUGGUAUAAACCACCUAGUGGCCACGAAGGUUCACCUGCUAUUACUUUGGUCUCGCAAAGUGAGUCACCUUGGGAUUAGUUUGUUUGCAAAAUGAGUGAGAUCAGCCAAGCUCAAAAUCAUCUGUACAUUGCUACCUUAGAGAUGCCGCAAAUCACCGGUUCAUUUGUUUUGAUGCUUUGGUAAAUUCUUGUAUGAUAGUUGGUGGUUUAGCGACCUUUGAUGGAUCUUCAUUGAAUCCCCUAUGCCUUUUUUUUGUCCAAAGAUAGUAUGAAAGUUUAGUUUAGAACCUUUUCUAUUAAAUUGCAGCUUCACCUUUGCUGAAAUUCAAUCGGUUGACGGGUUGUUUUUUUUUUUUCUCUCUGUGAAAAUAUAUUUCGCUGAUAACUUAAGAAUCAGAUUUCAUCCGAUACCUA
Erigeron canadensis is the source of this 3081-nucleotide messenger RNA. RefSeq names its product protein ANTI-SILENCING 1. The transcript is spliced from 13 exons. The record is from RefSeq and is a predicted model, not a curated record. Bases 345 to 2522 code for a protein of 725 amino acids. Lineage: Eukaryota; Viridiplantae; Streptophyta; Magnoliopsida; Asterales; Asteraceae. Gene Ontology annotation, molecular function: RNA binding; chromatin binding.